Darwinula stevensoni is the source of this 3883-nucleotide messenger RNA. The record is from the annotation of a GenBank genome assembly. Lineage: Eukaryota; Metazoa; Arthropoda; Ostracoda; Podocopida; Darwinulidae.
GUUGCCCGAACAUCCGCCACUCUAAGUCGUGACUCACGUUUGGAUUUUCGAGAGGCAAAAAAAAGAGAGGAAGGCUCGCUGCCGUCAAGGAUAGGAGCAAGGAUAGGUUAGGAGGGAAUCUGACGUCGAUAAGCAAGGGGAGGUGACGUGGUAAUCCGGUUUCGAGUGUAUGGGAGAUUUCUGAAGGAAAUUCUUAUCGGCAGACUGUAGUGUAGAGCCUGAAAAGGUGUCAGCUGGGGGGGGAGCCUUGCCCUUGCAAUUGCAGUGCAGCUUGGCCGUGUGCAGUGAAGCGGGAAUCCGCCGCAGGUACAACAGUAGGUCCCCCUCUUGCCUAGCCCAGCAGGCAUUGCUUGGCUUCUUUUUGUUUUCCGCGUCACAGUGCCUCGUCACCGGCCUGCAGAACAGCUCUGCAUCUUCAGCCAGACAGUCAGUCGAUCAAGUCAUGGAGAGGCAGAAGGUGUGGGUGCCUCAAGUGGAGGAAGGGUUCAUCCUGGGUCACAUUGUUGACCUUGGGACAGAGGAGGUCACAGUCCAGCCAACAGACAAGCGCUUCAAACCAAUCACAUGUCCCUUUGACCGGGUCUAUCCUGCAGAGGAAGAUGAGGGAAAGGAUGUAGAUGACAAUUGUGGAUUGAUGUACUUGAAUGAGGCCACUCUGCUAUACAAUGUGCGGCUGCGAUAUAAACGAGACCAGAUUUAUACCUAUGUGGCAAACAUCCUGAUAGCAGUGAAUCCCUACACUGAAGUGAAGGGUUUAUAUUCAUCAGCUGCCAUCAAGCAAUAUCAAGGGAAGUCCCUUGGUGUGCUUCCACCCCAUGUCUUUGCAGUUGCCGACAAAUCAUUUCGAGAUAUGAAGGUGUUGAAACAGUCUCAAUCAAUCAUUGUUUCUGGAGAAUCGGGAGCUGGGAAGACAGAAUCUACUAAAUACAUCUUGCGGUACUUGUGUGAGUCAUGGGGUCAUGCUGCUGGUCCCAUUGAAGCAAAAAUCCUUGAUGCAAAUCCUGUAUUGGAAUCUUUUGGUAAUGCAAAGACAACCCGGAACAACAACUCAAGUCGUUUUGGAAAGUUCAUUGAGAUCCACUUCAACCAACAGUGCAGUGUAGUUGGGGGUUACAUUUCUCAUUACCUGCUGGAAAAGUCACGUAUAUGCUCCCAGAGCAAAGAGGAGCGCAAUUAUCAUAUCUUCUAUCAACUCUGUGCUGGAGCACCUGAUUCCCUUCGACAGCAGUUGAGGCUAGCUGGCCCUGAUAAUUUCCAUUACCUGAAGCAAGGGUGCACACAGUACUUCCUUCAGCCAUCGACAGUUAGGACGAUGAAUGUAAACCGGAUCUCACGUGACCAGCAAACCAAAGGACCCCUCAAGGACCCUCUGCUAGAUGAUGCCAAAGACUUCAUUGAAAUGGACAAGGCUCUGCAGACUCUGGGUGUCUCCGAUAGAGAGCGAUUGGCCAUAUACACAAUUGUUGCUGCUGUUCUCCACUUGGGAAAUAUCACAUUUGAAGACAACCCUGAGGAUUCCAGAGGAGGAGGGAGGAUGUCAGAGAGUAGUGGAGCAUCCCUGGCCACAGCAGCUCAGCUCAUGGGGGUGGAGAAAGAGGAUUUGCACCAGGCUCUCCUGUCCCGUGUCAUGCAAACUGCCAAAGGAGGGUACAAGGGCACUGUCAUUUUGGUCCCACUGAAACCAACUGAAGCUGUCAAUGCACGAGAUGCCCUGGCCAAGGCCAUGUACAGCCGACUGUUUGACUACAUAGUGACCCGUAUCAACCAGGCCAUUCCCUUCCAGAGCUCUUCCUAUUACAUUGGUGUCUUGGACAUUGCUGGCUUUGAGUACUUCCCUGUAAACAGCUUUGAGCAGUUCUGCAUCAACUACUGCAAUGAGAAGCUUCAGCAAUUCUUCAACCAGCGGGUAUUAAGGGAUGAGCAGACCCUCUACCAAAAGGAAGGACUCAAUGUCCCACACAUAGACUAUGUCGAUAAUCAGGACUGCAUUGGUGAGCAUUCUGGUGUGCUUUGUGAGAACCUCAUUGUGGUGAUUGAUAACCUACUCCUUUCUUUGGGACUGAUACUCCCCACAGACCUGAUUGAGGCCAAGGGGUCAGGGAUCAUUGAUCUUCUGAAUGAGGAGGCAAAGUUACCCAAGUCAAGCUCGGCCCACUUCACUGCAGCUGUGCACAAGAACCAUGGGGACCACUUCCGACUGGGCCUUCCACGUCGUAGCCGCCUCAAGCAACACCGUGAACUCCGUGACGAUGAAGGCUUCCUUGUGCGUCACUUUGCUGGAGCUGUCUGCUACCAGACAGCCCUGUUCAUUGAGAAGAACAAUGAUGCUUUCCACUCUUCCCUGGAGGCACUUGUGCAGGAAUCCAAAAACCCUCUCCUCAAAAGCCUUUUUGCAUCCUCUGAUCCCAAUGUCAACAAAGGAAAGCUGACAUACAUCUCUGUGGCAUCCAAGUUCCGCUCCCAACUUCAGGAGCUGAUGGGAAAGCUGGAAAGUACAGGAACAAGUUUCAUCCGUUGCAUCAAGCCUAACACCAAGAUGGUGGAUCAUCUCUUUGAUGGUGGGACAAUCCUGUCCCAGCUCCAGUGUGCUGGGAUGGCAAGUGUCCUUGAGCUGAUGCAGCAGGGUUUCCCAUCUCGUGCCCCAUUCCAUGACCUCUAUAACAUGUACCGAGGAUUCCUACCCAAGGAGUUGGCACGACUUGACCCACGCCUCUUUUGCAAGGCUCUCUUCCAUGCCCUUGGCCUCAAUGAUAAUGACUUCAAGUUUGGACUUACCAAGGUGUUCUUUCGACCAGGUAAGUUUGCUGAGUUUGACCAGAUGAUGAAGUCAGACCCAGAGAACCUUGCCAUGCUGAUCCGGCGAGUGAAGCACUGGCUCAUCUGUUCCCGCUGGCGUAAGGCCCAGUGGUGCACUCUCUCUGUUAUUAAACUUCACUAUAAGAUCCUCUGGAGACGAGACCAGCUGGUGAAGAUACAGAAGACUAUGCGCAUGUACCUGGCUAAGAAGAGGCAUCGCCAUCGCUAUCUGGGCAUUAUGAAGGUGAAGGGCUUGAAAGGCCGGCUGAACCAGCUGAGUUCAAUAGCAUCACAGCUGAAAAGUGGGAAGGAUCAGAGCCUGAAAAGUGUGCAAGGCCUGGAGUCCCGUAUGGAUGCUCUCAUCCGGACCAUCAAGGGUAAUGAGCGAUUCACCUGUGCUGAGGUGGAACGUGAGCAUCUACUCCUUGUCUCAGCUGUUGAUUCUGAGCUGGGCACCCUGAAGAAGCGUCUCGAGGAACAGCGGAAUGCUGAGGAGCAGGAGAGGCUCAGGCACAUCCAGGCUGAGAUGGAACGGGAGCGGCUUCAGCGGGAAGAGGAGAAGCGAAGGCAAAAAGAAGAGGAGGAAAAUCGCAAAAAACGUGCUGAAAUGGAGCUAAGACGGAAGGCUGAGGAAGAUAUGAGACGCAAGCAAGAGGAAGUUGAUCGUAAAGCUGCUGAGAAGCUCCAGGUGGAACUGGAGGCAGAGAUGAAGGCAGAUGUUCAGGCCCAGCAACAUUUUGAGCAGGAGAUGCGGGACCAUGAGCUUGCCCUUCGGCUUGCCAGUGAAAUGGGUUCUCAGGUGGAGGACUCCAACCUUCAUCUUAAGCGGUCAGAUCUGGUGAGGAGCCAGAGGGAGAGGGCAGCCAACAAGAAGUAUGACCUCUCAAAAUGGAAGUACAGUGAGCUCCGGGACACCAUCAAUACCUCCUGUGAUCUGGAGCUUCUAGAGGCAUGUCGGGAGGAAUUCCAUCGUCGCCUCAAGGUCUAUCAUGCAUGGAAGAGCAAGAACAAGAAGAGAAGCAUUAUGGAUGAAAACCAGAGGGCUCCUCAGUCUGUCCUUGAUGCUGGUCUGUUUCAAACAUUCUAA